AGUUCGGAAUCCCCGACAUUGUUAAACAUGCAACGACAGCAACAAUAUUAUGCACAGAUGCGGAUGCAGAGUAUUAUCGUCAAAUGCAGAUGCGUCGACAAGGAUACAGUAGUUAUCCAGUGGAAAUUCAGCCGACCAGCUCAUUAAUGAAUAAUAGCUCUGCUAAUGUAAGAAAACGAGAAUAA
This is a messenger RNA of Dentiscutata erythropus, 185 nucleotides long. Lineage: Eukaryota; Fungi; Glomeromycota; Glomeromycetes; Diversisporales; Gigasporaceae. The record is from the annotation of a GenBank genome assembly.